AUGUCACACAAGGGCAAGAACAACGCGGCCAAGGGCUCGAAGCCUGCCAAGCCUGGAGCCGAGAGCAAAAGCGAGGAUGUCCUGCAAGCAGUUAUUCUUGCCGACUCAUUUCAGGACAGAUAUAGACCGUUUACGAUAGACAAACCAAGAUGUCUCUUACCUCUUGCGAACACACCCAUCAUCGAAUAUACUCUGGAAUUUUUGGCGAUGAACGGGGUCAAUGAAGUAUACAUCUACUGCGGUGCUUUCACAGAUCAAGUCGAGGACUAUAUUCACCGGUCAAGAUGGGCUCCCACAUCAAGGUCCUGCCCGUUCUCCAAUGUCCAAUUUGUUCGAUUGUCUGAUGCACGGUCGGUUGGUGACAUAUUACGAGAUUUGGACAAGCGAGCUCUCGUCGACGGCGAUUUUCUUGUAGUCCAUGGAGACUUGGUAUCGAAUUUCAUGUUGGAUGGAGUUCUGGCAGCGCAUCGGAAGCGCAAGGAGGCCAGCAAAGCCAAUAUCAUGACGGUCGUUCUUCGCAGCGGCGGCGAUGACGAUCACCGUACGAAGACAAAUGGAAUUACACCGAUAUUUGCAAUCGAUGCCAAAACCCAACGAUGUCUACAAUAUGACGAAAUGAACCCCCUUCAAAGCGACCACUAUCUUUCACUCGACCCAGCCAUCCCAGACGAAUUAUCCGCUGCGUUCGAAGUUCGAUCAGACUUAAUCGAUGCCCACAUUGAUAUCUGCACACCAGAUGUGCUGGCUCUGUGGUCAGAAAGCUUCGACUACGAACUUCCCCGGAAAAACUUUCUUCACGGCGUUUUGAAGGACUGGGAGUUGAACGGCAAGGCAAUCCACGCAGAGAUUUUGGAGGAUGGAUACGCAGCCCGUGCAAGCAAUCUUCAAAUGUACGAUGCUAUAAGCCGUGAUAUUCUCGGACGGUGGACUUUUCCUUUCAUCCCCGAGAACAAUCUUGUACCAACACAGACUUAUCAACGCCAUCCCAACGGACUUGUAAUGGAACACAACGUCUCUCAUGCACAUGAUGCCCGGUUAGUCAAUGCUGUCAUUGGCCGGGACACCACCAUUGGACAAGGAUCCAAGGUGUCGAAUUGUUUUGUUGGCAAAGGCUGCAAGAUUGGCGCGAACGUUGUACUGGAGGACACUUUCAUCUGGGAUAAUACGACGAUUGGAGAUGAAACUAGAAUAACGCACAGUAUUGUUGGCGAAUCAGCUUUCAUUGGCAAGAGCUGCACGUUUCCAGCUGGCUGUCUGAUUGCGUCCCGAGUCCAGAUUGGCGAUAAUGUUUCCCUAAACAAAGGCACGACAUUGUCGACCUUGACUCUCUCUGGGGACCAAAUCUCCCCAAACACCAAGCUCCUCGGCGCCGACACAAAUGCCGCGGCCUUUACUGACUUGGACGAGGACGACUUGGAUGAGAGAGAUCCUUCGCGUCUGCAAAAGUCGUUAAUUUACUCCCUUGCUGACUUCAACAUCUCUACAACGUCCAUUUCAACGCUCGCAUCUGAUGUCGAUUCAGAUGAUGAGGCGGACGACAACUUUUUAUCUCCAGGGGCUGCCUCCUCGUCCCGAUCUCGCCUCUCAUCAUUCGCCUCAGAUGACUCCACUGGCAAGAUGUCGUUCCAUGUCGACGCUGUCCAUGGUCUCCUUGACGCCUUGCGUGGAGAAACAAACGAUUUUGAUUCUGCCAAACUAGAAUUCAUGGGUCUCCGUCUUGCCAAUGACGCCUCUGACAGUAUGAUGCGAAAAGCUGUAUCUACGGCAUUUGCUCGUCGUGCCGCCGAGCUCCUGACCCCCGAGCACGGCUCUCUGGAACCCGCCAAGGCAGCAGAGAAGGCAUUGACUUCGAAAAGGGGCGCCACGACCUUUAUUGAAGAAGUUGGUGUUGGCGGCGAAGAAACAGAGCAGAUUGAGUAUAUUCUCGCCACGCAAAAGGCGCUUCAACACAUCAAGAACCCUGAUCAGACUAAGUUGGGGACUCUAUUGGCAGCAAUGCUUCAGCAAUUGUAUGCCCUGGACAUUCUUGAGGAGGAUGGCAUUCUUGGAUGGUGGAAGGAUGGCAGGGCUGCCGAGGGAGAUGUAAUGUCUGCACUGAGGGAAAAGUGCGCGGUUCUGAUCGAAUGGUUGGAAAAUGCCGAGGAGGAAGAUGACGACGAGGAGGAGGAUAGUGAUGAUGAAUAG
Messenger RNA from Pochonia chlamydosporia 170, 2184 nucleotides. RefSeq names its product translation initiation factor eIF-2B subunit epsilon. Gene Ontology annotation, cellular component: eukaryotic translation initiation factor 2B complex. NCBI's taxonomy places the organism in Eukaryota, Fungi, Ascomycota, Sordariomycetes, Hypocreales, Clavicipitaceae. The transcript has 3 exons. The coding region runs from base 1 to 2184 and encodes 727 amino acids. Gene Ontology annotation, molecular function: translation initiation factor binding; guanyl-nucleotide exchange factor activity; translation initiation factor activity. The record is from RefSeq and is a predicted model, not a curated record.